Molecule: messenger RNA, 2539 nt
Organism: Rubroshorea leprosula
Lineage: Eukaryota; Viridiplantae; Streptophyta; Magnoliopsida; Malvales; Dipterocarpaceae
Source: the annotation of a GenBank genome assembly
AAAGCCAGUCUUUGGAACCACCGCACUCGGAACUUGGAAAUAGUAUAGUUCCGUUUGAUUCAGCAACGAAAUGCUUAGAACACUUCGAUCUCGCCGGCGGCCGCGAUACGGUGCUCAGGUAUGCGCCGUCAUCUCAGCUUUCCUUCUCCUCUUAUCAGUCUCUCUCCUACACUCCCGGCUCUCCCUCUCCUCAAAACCCCACAUCUAUCAGCGCCAAUCCGGAACUGUUCUGCCCACCAAUCCUCUCCUCUCCGAUUCUGACGAUGACUUCGGCGGAGUAUCCACCGAUGAUAAGAUCGACGAGCUCGAUACUCUCGAAGAGAACGAUCCCGUUUCCAAUGAAGACGAGAUUGAGCAGGAGCAACGGGAAACAGCGACUGAUCGUGGGAUCUCUUCAUCUGGGCAGUUUUAUUUUGAUCACGUAACUGGUACUAUACGGAGAAAUUUCAAUAAGCGUUCGAUCGAAGAGUGGGAUUACGAUUAUGUGGGGUUUAACGAUGGAGUUUUGGGGGAGGAUAGUUCUGACCUCAAGGCUAAGGCGGCAUUUGCAUCUGAUGAUAUUCCUGUAGACGAAGAGGUGAGGAGGAAGAUGAGUGAGGUUGUGAGCAUUGAAGAUGCGUUGCUGUUGAAGAUUGGGAAGAGAGCGUCUCCAUUGAGAGAGAAAUGGGGGGAUUGGUUUGAUAAGAAAGGUGAUUUCUUGAGGAGGGAUAGGAUGUUUAAGUCUCAUUUGGAGGUUUUGAAUCCAUUGAAUAAUCCUUUGUUGCAGGAUCCUGAUAUUGUUGGGAUUUCAGGCCUGACUAGAGGUGAUAAGAUGGUGCAAAAGUGGUUGUUGAGUGAAUUUAAGCGAGUUCCUUUUAUUGGGAAGAAGCCUUUGGAGGGUACCCACGAUGUAAAUUUUGAGGGGAAAGAUAGCGAGAAUGAGAGAAAUGAUAUGGCAAGAGGUGAGAUUAAAAGGAGGACUUUAGAUGACAAUUUGAAGAAUAAGCUGAGGAGCAAGAGAGAAAGCAGUGGAAGUGAGGAUUUGAGUGCAAAUGUAGGGGGAAAUUUAUUAGAUGAGAGAGCUAGGAAUCAGACUAAUGGGCUGAAUGGUGAUACCAUAGACAAUCGUAAUGAGGGUUUGAGGGGGAAUUCAUCCAGUGAAAGCAGUGAUAGACAGAGUGAAUUGAGGCAGGUGGGAGAGUUGAAGAAUGAAGAUACAAAAGCUCAUGAGAGUAAUGUAGAAUCUUCUGGUCAUAUAUUCGCAGAUGGAAAAAGAUGGGGCUACUAUCCUGGAAUGCAUCCUAGGCUUUCUUUUACAGAAUUCAUAGAUGUCUUUUUCAGAAAAGGGAAUUGUGAUAUCAGAGUUUUUAUGGUAUGGAACUCACCUUCAUGGAUGUAUAAUGUAAGGCACCAAAGAGGGCUUGAGAGUCUGCUUUCUCGGCAUCCAAAUGCAUGUGUUGUAUUGUUAUCUGAAACAAUUGAGCUUGACUUUUUCAAAGAAAGCUUUGUCAAAGAUGGUUACAAAGUUGCUGUGGCAAUGCCAAACCUUGAUGAAUUGCUGAAGGAUACGCCUGCUCAUGUUUUUGCCUCUGUUUGGUUUGAAUGGAGAAAGACAAAGUUCUAUGCCACCCAUUAUAGUGAGCUGGUCCGCCUUGCUGCACUCUACAAAUAUGGUGGAAUAUAUCUUGAUUCUGACAUUAUAGUUCUGAGACCAUUAUCAUCACUCAAGAAUUCUAUUGCCUUGGAGGAUCAGAUGGCUAGAAGUCCUUUGAAUGGUGCUGUAAUGGCAUUUGAAAAGCACAGUUCCUUUGUAAUGGAGUGCUUGAAAGAGUUUUAUUUGACAUAUGAUGAUACUCAGUUGAGGUGGAAUGGUGCUGAUCUUUUGACUAGAGUUGCAAGAAAGUUUCUGAGAAAAAAACACUUAUUUACCAAACAGCUCAAGUUGAAUGUGCAACCCUCUUUUCUUUUUUUCCCUCUUAGUUCACACCAGAUCACAAGGUACUUUGUUUCACCAGUGACAGAGAUUGAGAAGGUGCAGCAAGACACUCUUUUCAAAAAGAUUCUGAAUGAAUCUUUGACGUUUCACUUCUGGAACAGCUUUACAUCUGCUCUCAUUCCAGAGCCAGGGAGCCUCGUAGCCAGGCUUAUUGACCAUCCUUGUAUCCAUUGCUCUGACAAGUUGUGAUCCAUCUUUACUCAAUCUGAUCCAAAUCAAUCCAGGUACAAGAUGGACUCUCUUUUAUGACAGGCAGUGCUGAAUCUCUGCCUGCAAGUGUGUUAGAUACAGGAAUUUCAUUUCAGAUGCUUGGGAUAAAGCCUAUUCAUAGAAUUAUAUAGUUUCUGUAACUAUAUUCCUUCAUUUGUUAAACAAGUGAGUUUGUAUCCUUGUAUUUAUAGUGCUUCCACAAAUUUCAAAGUUAGGGUAAAAGCUAGUGAAUGUGCUUUUGUCUUUGGUGGCUGAGAAAACCGAUGCAGUCAUUAGGCUGAAUUACCAAAUGCAAAUUUUGGUUCAGAAGAUUACACCUCUGUUCUUUGAAUUGAAUAGAAAAGCUACAGGUUU